This is a messenger RNA of Austrofundulus limnaeus, 3688 nucleotides long. RefSeq names its product interferon regulatory factor 4. Gene Ontology annotation, biological process: regulation of transcription by RNA polymerase II; immune system process. The record is from RefSeq and is a predicted model, not a curated record. The transcript is spliced from 8 exons. The coding region runs from base 668 to 2026 and encodes 452 amino acids. Gene Ontology annotation, molecular function: RNA polymerase II cis-regulatory region sequence-specific DNA binding; DNA-binding transcription factor activity, RNA polymerase II-specific; protein binding. NCBI's taxonomy places the organism in Eukaryota, Metazoa, Chordata, Actinopteri, Cyprinodontiformes, Rivulidae. Gene Ontology annotation, cellular component: nucleus.
GACAUAAAAAGAAGCAUAAAAUGUUAUUUUUUCCCCAAAAAACUUGAAUUUUUUUUGUUUAACCAAYCUAUUUAUUGCAGAACGUUUUCUGUUUCUGAGUAUUUAUUCAGUUUUUAUCAGUUUUCAGCUCCUGUUCUUCCUGUUAUUCUCAGGUUGUUUUCUAAUCUGGAACAGUUUGGGGGAUUUUCUGUUUUAUUUUCUGAAUAUAAUCUGGAYCAGGACCACUCCGCUCCGCUGCAGCUUCUUUUCGUCAACAUUUAUCAUUUCAAAGAAUUGUUUUUGUCUCCGGCGCGACGAGUUUCCACGCGCGCGCGCGCGGGUGUGAAGACACUUGGCGGCUGACGCCGGCAGGGUUUCCCCUCAGCRGCGUCUUUACUGGAGAUGGGCCGCCGUGCGCGCGCGCUGAUGAGCUGGGGGACGCGGGGACGCGCACGCGGCAGGUGCGUCCUCCUCCUCAGCAUCCCUCUCUUGUCUCCGCCCCCUCCUCUGACGCGCUGGGAGGAUUUAAGCGCGCGGCGGCGGUUUGAUGAGAGCUUUUCUGACUGACAGGUUUCAAAACUCGACGAGUUUCGAGUUUCAGACAAAGAAAGGAGCCGAAGAAGAUUCGUCUGCGUGGGACUAGAAGUGUCUCAGUUCACAGCUCGCCACGUGAGCGCGCGGUUCAGAGAUGAACUCCGAGCUGGACUACGGAGGCUCCGGGAGCAGCGGCAACGGGAAGCUGCGCCAGUGGCUGAUCGAGCAGGUGGACUGCGGGAAGUACCCGGGUCUGGUGUGGGAGAACGACGAGAAGAGCAUCUUCAGGAUCCCGUGGAAACACGCGGGGAAACAGGACUACAACCGGGACGAGGACGCCGCGCUUUUCAAGGCCUGGGCUCUGUUCAAAGGCAAGUUCCGGGAGGGGAUCGACAAGCCGGACCCCCCCACCUGGAAGACCCGGCUGCGCUGCGCCCUCAACAAGAGCAACGACUUUGAAGAGCUGGUGGAGAGGAGCCAGUUGGACAUCUCCGAUCCGUACAAAGUGUACCGCAUCAUCCCGGAGGGGGCCAAGAAACGACCCAGACAGGAGGACAGUCCUCUGAGUCCUGUCAGCUACCAGAUGCACCCCUCCUACCCUGUGCCCUCUCAGAUGCAACAGUACAUGCCGAACCCAGAAUGCACCUGGAGAGACUACUGUCCGGAGCAGGCGUCUCUGCCAGACCUCCCCUUCACUCAGUGUCCCUGUCCCCCCCGCAGCCUGUCCUGGCAGCCGCCAUCCAUGGAGAAUGGGUACCAGCUCAGAGCGUCCAUCUACUCGUACGGCCCCGCCCCCGUUGACAGUCAGUCCUCGCCGUUUUCGCUGGACGCCAGCAUCAGAUCAGCCGAGGCGCUCUCAGACUACCGUCUUCACGUCUCCGUGUUUUUACGGGACGCUCUGGUGAGGGAGGUGACCACGUCCAGUCUGGAGGGCUGCCACAUCACCCCGUGCCCCCCGGAGAAGCACUACCUGACGCCCGGAGGCCCAGAAAUCGUCCCYCUGCCGGUGGACAACCUCUCCACCCCGAGGAGGGGGGACGAGUGUCCGCCGAGCCCGCCGUCCGCCCUGGAUAAGGGCGUCCAGCUCUGGAUGGGCGCCGAUGGACUCUACGCCCGCAGGAUGUGCCAGAGCCGGGUGUACUGGGAGGGCGGCCCGUCGCCGUACGGAGACAAACCCAACAAGCUGGAGAAAGACGUCAUCUGCAGACUUCUGCACACGCAGGACUACCUGACAGAGAUCCAGAGUUACGGGCUCCACGGUCGGCCGCCGUCUCGAUUCCAGGUCCUGCUGAGUUUCGGAGACGAGUGUCUGGACCCGCAGAGACAAAGACGGACGCUGACUGUCCAGGUGGAGCCGUUGCUCUCCAGGCAGCUCCUGUACUACGCCCAGCAGACAGCGGGCAGCCACUACUACCGCAGCUACGAGCACCCCGGAGUGACGGAGCACAUUAACGCAACUGAGGACUACCAAAGAGCGAUCACGCACCACCACAGCAGCGCCAUGCAGGAGUGACCUCCCCACCCCCAACACACACACACACCCAAGAGCCAUUUGAGAGACUAACUCAUUAAAAAACGUUCACCGUUCAGCCGAACUGGACGCUAAACUCCGGGAUGGAUAGAGGCAAACGUGGGCGAUGUUGUACAGGAAACCAUGAACGUUUCAUUAGCCCCAUUGUCGAUUCUGUUUGGACGCACGAUUUAUUUUUUCGUACUAUAUGAAACUGACAGCUGAGGCGAUUGUACUGAAGAAAACAGCAACGAGGACUUCUGUGCCUUGAAUGAAUAAUGCAAAACACACGUUUACUUUUAUAUAUGGAGGUAGAACAUCUUGAAAUCUCAGGUAUAUCUAGCAGCUAGUUAGCUUAGCACAACAGAAACAUUUUAAGGUUCUGGGAACAACUAGCAGCUAGUUAGUUAAACUUAAACAUCUUUAAAAUUCAGGGAACAACUAGCAGUUUGUUAGCUUAGCACAACAUAAACAUUUUAAGAUUCAGGGAACAACUAGCAGCUAGUUAGUUAAACUUAACAUAAACAUCUUUAAAAUUCAGGGAACAACUAGCAGUUAGUUAGUUAAACUUAAACAAACAUCUUUAAAAUUUAGGGAACAACUAGCAGCUAGUUAGCUUAGCACAACAUAAACAUCUUAAAUAUCCAGGGAAAACUAGCAGCUAGUUAGCAAAGCUUAGCACAACAUAAACUUUAAAAUUCAGGGAACUACUAGAAGCUAGUUAGCUAAACUUAAACAUCUUUAAAAUUCAGAGAAUAACUAUUAGCUAGUUAGCUAAGUUUAACAUAAACAUCUUUAAAAGUCAGGGAACUAGAAGCUAGUUACUAGAAGCUAGUUAGCUUAGCACAACAUAAACAUCUUUAAAAUUCAGGGAACAACUAAAAGCUAGUUAGCUUAGCACAACAUAAACACCUUUAAAAUUCAGGGAACAACUAGCAGCUAGUUAGCUAAGUUUAACAUAAACAUCUUUAAAAUUCAGGGAACAACUAGAAGCUAGUUAGCUUAGCACAACAUAAACAUCUUUAAAAUUCAGGGAACAACUAGCAGCUAGUUAGCUAAGUUUAACAUAAACAUCUUUAAAAUUCAGGGAACAACUAGCAGCUAGUUAGCUAAGUUUAACAUAAACAUCUUUAAAAUUCAGGGAACAACUAGCAGUUUAGCGCAAUAUAAAUAUUCUGAAAUCCAAGGAGCAACUAGCAGCUAAUUAGCCUAGCUUAGCAUAAUGAUUGAAUCUUAUAAAAUCAAUAUGCUUCGCUUUGAACUGCCAAACUUUAUUGUAAAACUGGAUCUUUCCAUUGUUAAGUUGUUAAAACAGACAUUUAGGAAUUUUGUGUUUUUUUUUCCAUUGAGUUAAAGAAGCUUACUCUGGUUUAAUACUGACUGUACAGAUUUUCUUAUGUAUUUUUUUGAAAAAUAACUAAUCCACUCUUUUAACAGAACCAUUUCUAACCUUUUGUAAAUAUUUUUUAUUGCUAGUAGACACUAUCACCACUGUUAAAUAAAAAUAUCAAUGCCUUAUAUUUGGUGUUUUUGUACAAGAAACUCGGGGAGCAGAGGUUGAAAAAGCUUUCUCACAUGGACUUAUAAUACGAAUGUUUCUUUUUGUACAAGUAAAGCUUGUAUUUGUAAAAAAAAUCUAUGAUAAUAAAACAGACAACUACGAAA